Ficedula albicollis (Collared flycatcher) is the source of this 2953-nucleotide messenger RNA. RefSeq names its product mitochondrial ribosomal protein L22 (gene MRPL22). NCBI's taxonomy places the organism in Eukaryota, Metazoa, Chordata, Aves, Passeriformes, Muscicapidae. Gene Ontology annotation, molecular function: structural constituent of ribosome. Gene Ontology annotation, biological process: ribosome assembly; translation. The record is from RefSeq and is a predicted model, not a curated record. Gene Ontology annotation, cellular component: mitochondrial large ribosomal subunit; ribosome. The annotation marks the transcript as partial. The transcript is spliced from 7 exons.
GCGCCCCUGCCCGUGCGCCCGCCCGGAGCGCUGCCGCAAAGCGAGGCCGGGAAGAUGGCGGCGCGCUGGGCGCUGAGCGCGGGUGCUGCCUGGGCGCGGGGUCUCCUCAGCUGGGCUCGGCCAGAGAGGUGGCUGGCAUCUGGUAGCCUUUUUCCUCUGUCAUGCAUCCACACAAGCACAUCUCUGCAGAGAAUUGGGAAAAUUGGGAAGUGGGAGAAGAAGAACAGGAUUGUUUACCCUCCCCAGCUGCCUGGAGAGCCUCGCAGACCAGCUGAAAUAUAUCACUGUCGGAGGGAAAUAAAAUACAGCAAAGAUAAGAUGUGGUAUCUGGCAAAACUGAUAAAAGGAAUGUCCAUUGAUCAGGCUCUUGCUCAGCUGGAAUUCAGUGACAAAAAGGGAGCAAAGGUGAUCAAAGAGGUUCUGUUAGAAGCACAGGAAAUGGCUGUAAGAAAGCACAAUGUGGAAUUCAAAUCAAAUUUACACAUAGCGGAGUCGCAGACGGGCAGGGGCCGCUACGUGAAGCGGGUGCGGUGCCACGGCAAGGGCAUGUUUGGCAUGAUGAAAAUCAGCAGGUGCCACUACUUUGUGAAGCUGGUGGAAGGUCCUCCUCCUCCCCCAGAGCCACCAAAGACUGGCUUUGACCAAGCAAAGGAAUACGUGCAGCAGCUGCGAAACAGAACCCUUGUUCACACACUGUGACGCACUUCAGUGGCUGUAUCGGUAUCUCUUCUUGGGCAAUUAUGUAAUUAUGGAAAGGAAUAAUUAAAGUCGUGGUUUAGUUAUAUCUUUGGUGCUGCUGGAGCUGGAUGAUGUGAGACAAAUCAUGGGGUUUUUUCUUAUUUGUCAAGUCACGGGUAUGGAAAAAUCUUGGAGCAGCAGAUGUUAUUUUUCUGAGUUACAUGGACCACAGCAUUCAAGCUCAACCCUGGACUGUCAAAUCUAAAACAUAUGGUACUUUUAUAAAGCUUGGUGUCUCUGUUAUGUAUGGUGGGACUUUUAUUAUAAAACUCUGUGCUUGACAGACAUGUUGCAAGAUCAAGCCUCAAACUAAAAUUUGACAAAGUAGUUACAAGAUUGGAAAAAAACAAGUAACAGUGGACAAAACCAAGUAACAACAAUAUUUGAGAAUAUCAGACAUCAAUUUUUGGUUUAUCUGGGCUGUAACAGCUAUUGUUGUGUGUCUUGGGCAUUGUGUCUAGGAGUGGGAAAUAAAAAAAUGCUUGGAAGUUCAGGCUUUGGCAGUAGGUGGCAAUAUUUAGUUUGUCAGAGAGGAAGUGGCAGUGAAAACUUCCAGAAUGGUCAAACUAUUUUGGAUUUUGCCCAUGGCAUUAAUAAUCUGAUACAGGCACGGAUUUCAGGCUGUUCUUUCUGGAAAUUCAUUGUGGGUAACAAGCAAAAUAUGGAGAAAAGUCUUUUUUGGUCAAGAGUGAACUAAUUCUGUAUUGUCUGGAAACAAAUUGCUUUUGUUACAUCAAAGAAAGUGAAAAACUCCAUAGAUUUAAUAUGGAAUGGCUUGUUGCAUAUACAAAUCGUGCUUUCAGUUCUCUGAAAACAAUCCCAUUUUUAUCAUUACUUAUUUGAAGAGAAAAAGACUUGAGAUUGAUAGGGGGAAUUAAAUUUCACUCAGUCAGAUUUUCAAAUGAAGAUGGCCAGAUUUGAUGAACAUCAGCAUGAUGAUCAUGAACAUCAGAAACAGAAUGAGCAGCUGCUUGUACAUGCAAAUAUCUGAUAUUUAGACCUUUCUUUUCCAUUCUGGGGACAUUAGAGUGGGAGAUAGAUUGCUUACCUCAUUUGGGUCUUUUUACCUUGAACAGCUCUUGGUAGCUUUUCAUACCUGUGUUUGAUCAGUACUUGGAUGGUGGCAAAGGGACAGUUCCUGUAUAUAAACAAAUUAUUUUAUUGUCUUAAAAAAUGUUGGUACAGAGUGAUUUCUUUUGGCUACCAAAAAAAGAGUCUCAUGAUGUUGAAGAGUAUUAGGGGAUGGUGAAGUUACACAAGAAGCACAUUGAGAGCUCAGUACCAUUAAUAGGGGCCUAUUUGCACUCUGGUUUUCUGCAGUGUACUUUCAAACACAUUUCUUGCUGUAAAGCCACGAUUUAGUAACUUGCCUGAAAGGUGUGUUCUGAUAAAACUCUCUAUCUCUGCAGUCCCUGAUGUGUGUUUGAAGAACUGUUUCUGUUAUACUGUGAUAAACAGCUGUGCUGGGCUCUGCCAGCUGCCCUUAAACUCCUCUGUCAGAGUCAAUCUCUUACAAGUUGUAGCAAACUUGAAUUGUUUAUAACCUUUGUGGGGAUCAGUGAUCUGGGAGAAGACUAAAGAAUUGCAAAAUAAUCCAAAUGUAAGAAGCAGUCAUGUAUAUUAUGCUUAGACACACCUAAAUAUCUAAAACUUGGCUUCUAGGAAUUUUAUUCCAAUACCUAUUUCUCCUGCAUGCUGUAGAUUUUACUUCAGAUCCUUUCUGGACCUUCAGAGAAGGCUGUAUCCUUAGAGAUACCAUUACUCUGGUUAUGAAUCCACAGACAGAGAGAAGUGAGAAUGUGACUGAUGUAUUUUCCAUCUUUAUGAUUUGCAGGUGGCCCUGAAAGUCCUUUAAACAAACAAAUCUGGGCUUUAAAAAUUGUUCAGUUAAAAAGCAAGGUUUUGCUUGUUCUUGUAUUCUUCCUCAAGACAGUAAGUGGGAAAACGAAUUUUUGGCAUGUUUUUAGUAUUCUUAUGUUCCUUGGUAGAAUUUUCUGGUGUCUUAAACAUUCAUAACCCAGGGCUGAUCUUUAUGGUGCUGGCUGAGGGAGCUCCACAGCUGUGUCUGUGACAGGAGUGGUGGGAGAUAGGGUGAGGUGAGGAACUGCCUUGGUCCCUGCCUUUCCCUGGUAGGAUGAUAAGAAUGUCUGGAAUGGUUUCUAUGGUAAGUCCAUCAGAAUGCUGGGAACCUGAAUCCUAUUCAGUAAGAUCUAGU